Molecule: messenger RNA, 345 nt
Organism: Rotaria sp. Silwood1
Lineage: Eukaryota; Metazoa; Rotifera; Eurotatoria; Philodinida; Philodinidae
Source: the annotation of a GenBank genome assembly
AUGAAUAUUAUAUCAUAUGCUCCAGUUAGACAUCGUAAUACAAUUGUAUCAAAAAUUGAAACAACAGUAACAAUUUGUGGUGGUUAUGUUGAUGAUUUUAAUUUUUUUUCGGAUUUAGCUGUUACUCUACGAAUAUUGGGUAUUAGACAACCAGAUACAUUAAGACAAUUUUAUCAACGAUUAAAACUCGAUACCGAAGAAUUACAAUUAGAUAAUGAAACAAUUAAAGUGUUAGACAGGUGUUCUUCCAGUGUUGAUCGAUACUUACUUUGGAUCCUAUUUCAAAUAUUAUUCAUUGAUGCUAAAGGCGAUUUAAGACAAAAUGUACCUGCUGUUAAUAGUUGA